Chelonia mydas (Green sea turtle) is the source of this 3605-nucleotide messenger RNA. Its product is annotated as C-type lectin domain family 12 member B. Gene Ontology annotation, cellular component: external side of plasma membrane. The transcript has 6 exons. The coding region runs from base 417 to 1142 and encodes 241 amino acids. The record is from RefSeq and is a predicted model, not a curated record. Gene Ontology annotation, molecular function: protein phosphatase binding; signaling receptor regulator activity. Lineage: Eukaryota; Metazoa; Chordata; Testudines; Cheloniidae. Gene Ontology annotation, biological process: natural killer cell inhibitory signaling pathway; negative regulation of signaling receptor activity.
CUGGCUGUGUAGGCCAUCUGGCUUGCUGGGAAGUGUAGGCAGAGAACUGUGCAGCCUGGAAAAACCCCUAUCUGCAGGGAGAGAGACGGAAUUCUCUGCCGAAGGGCUGUGUUUUCUUCAGAUUUUGCAAAGAGAAAUAAGUGGAGGGCAGAUGAGCCAGAAGGGAGGUAGAGGAAGAAAGAGAGGGGGACAGUUCCUCAGUCAAAGGGGAACAUUUCUCUUUUGUAACAUCCUGUCAGAGGAAAUUCUGGGCCACUCUGCUCUGAUAUCCGGGUUGCGUCAUUUGUAUCUACCAAAUGCAUUAAAAAAGGAGCCCCCUCUAAAACAGCAGAUCUUGCUCCUUGCUCAAAAGCUGCAGAACCUGAAACGUGCUAUAACUUUUUGAUUUGAAAUAUAAGCUUCCCUCUUCACCAGCUAUGACAGAGGAAAUAACAUAUGCGGAUCUGGAAUUUAAUAAAUCGUAUGCACUGGAAAAUGUCGCAAAGCCUGAUGCUCCUGAGGAAAAAGGGCACCCCACUUCAUCCCCCACAUGGCGUCUGGCUGCCCUGACUUUCCUCACAUUGUGCUUGGCAUUGCUGGUAGGGCUAUUAGCCCUGGGGAUUGUGUUUUUUCAGGUUUCCAGUGACUUCCAGAAACAGAUUGGAAACCUCAAGCAAAACCAGGAAACUCUUCAAACACGUUUCUCAAAAAGGCUGCAAGACAUGAAAGACAACUUGUGUCUGAAAGGGGAAAAAAAUAAUAAGAAUAAUGGACCAAAUUGUACACUCUGCCCUGCAAACUGGCAAUGGAUGGGAGGUGACACCUGCUUCUACAUUUCAAGAGAGAAAAGGUCCUGGAAGCAGAGUCGAGAGUUCUGUUCCUUAAAGAAUUCCACCCUUCUCAUGCUACAAGACAAGGAGAAGCUGAACCAUGUACCUCUGAGAGAGACUAGAGUCUAUUACUGGUUUGGAUUAUCAUGUAAAUCUGAAGGGAACGGCUGGCAUUGGGAGGACGGCUCAGUUUUUUCAGCACAGAGAACUGAAUGGGACCACAGAUGUGGAUACAAUCAAUGUGCAUACCUAUAUGACAGGACCAUACAUAAAGACGACUGCUCACAGAUGCACUUAUGGAUCUGUGAGAAAGCAGCUGUCCAGCUGAGAUAAAGAAACAUCACCAGAAGUGACACUGGCUCCAUCAGUAUGAUAGGACAUAUACUCAGUGUAUUUUGUUUUCGUGUGAGGUUUUUAUACUUUUUUUCAGAAUUUUCAGAGUGGGGAUUGAAAUCGGCAUUCUAUUAUAUGCUACACCAGAACUUCUUCUUUCUUUCCCCCCACCCUAGGGUUCAGUUAUGAAAAUCAAGACAAUAACUGGAAAGAGUCUUAGGAAGUCACUUGCAAAAAUAAGCUACUGUCAGCAUCAAAAUACCACUGCCAUGCACCAGAGAGAACACAAAAUCCAUCAGUGCAGUUCUGAAAUGUGUAACAGACGCCAGACUGAAACUGGGAACUUCAGGCAUAGCAUGGAACCAGAGAAACUGGAGAUAAAAUGGGUUGGGUUAUAUCUUGUGACCAGGACCCUGGGGCAUAAUUCUUCUGAAUAGGAGAUCCACCAGAGCUUUUUCUAGGUUUAAAUAUUGUAAUUGAAGUGAUGAGACUUGUCUCUUUGACAGACAAUUCUAAAAUAUCACAGAUCUCAAUUUUACAAAAAAGUUAAAAAUAAAUCCUGAGUUCCAACUUGAAAGUAUUUUUUUCUAAAUUUCAUCACACUUCAGUUAUUUCCCUCAGAUAACCAUAAACUAAAGGCUUGCCUACACUACAAAAUUAAGUCAACUUAAGUGAAGUCAAUGUACAGCCAACACAGUAAUUAAAGUGGUGGGUUCACGUCCACACUAUGGCCCAUCUGUCGGUGGGACAUGCCCUGACUAGGAGUGGUUCCACCGACUGAGGUAGGGGAUUGUGGGACACUGACAGCUGCAGUUCAGCAGCCCUGGGGCUGACAGCCUCAACUGUCAGCCUCCCCUCCCCUCUCGCCCCCCGCUCCAGUGCUGACAGCACAACCUGUCAGCCAGGGGCCAGGCUCACAGCUGGAGCCCUCCCCCUGGUCCGGGUGCUGACAGCUCCAUCUAGUGCCUGGUGACAGCUCGGGCUGUCAGCACCAGGGUGGGGGGAGCUCCAGCUGUCAGCCCUACUCAGGGCUGACAGACAACAGGUGAUGUAAAUAACUCAGUGUCUACAUGGACACUGCGCUGCUCUAACGACACCGACCUUAGCACAACACCUCUAGUUGAGGUGGAGUUAUUGUUAUAAAAAAGUGCUUAUAUGCUAUUUUAUAUGAAUGUUCAAUAAGUUUGUUCUUAUAACUUAGCAUAAGUUACUAACUUAGAAUAAGUGAUUGAAGUAGUUGAAGCCUUAGGCCGAGGUCAGGCUGACCUGAGAGGAAUGCUGAAGAAGCAGCUACAAAACCAGUUGAGACUGCCUGUUAUCACUGAAGAUAAAAAAGAAUGCAAGGAGUAGGACUGACUGUCUCCCAGAGCAAAUCCAGCACCCGGCAACGGACUGUCCACUCAGCAACAGAACUGUCCAAUGGAAAAGAGCAGAGACACCUACUCAAAUUGGGGGAUUGGACUUUGGACAUGGGCGAGGGCGGUGUUACCAACUGUAAAGGGUAUAAUUGCUUGCAAUUUCUAUGGGGCAGGGUCCCUCUCCUGAGGCACCCAGCUCGAGCUGUAUUUCUGUUAACUAAUAAAAGACGCAUGUAUAGAUUAGACUCAGAAUUUAGAAGUUCGUGGGAUCCUAGAGUCGAAUCAAGCACCUAAAUUGGUGAGAGCAAGGGCUAAUUGUUUAUUCCCCUAACAGUUUGGCAACCGCGGCAGGACGCUAGGCGACCAUCGUCGGGGCCUCUCGCCUCCAAACAUCCACUUGGCGCCAAUGGGUGAGUUCACCUGGGAUUUUUGGCAGUGAGGGGCACCGAAGGGUGAGUCUUAAAUUCCCACAUUCUAAAUUCCAAAUUUAGGUUUCAGGUUGAAGUGCACUUGGAACGGGUGCGUGGCCUGAUCAGCUCCAGCUAGUGCCUGGUGACAGCUCGGUCUGUCAGCACCAGGGUGGGGGGAGCUCCAGUUGUCAGCCCUACUCAGGGUUGACAGGCAACAGGUGAUGUAAAUAACUCAGUGUCUACAUGGACACUGCGCUGCUCUAACGACACCGACCUAAGCACAACACCUCUAGUUGAGGUGGAGUUAUUAUGGUGGUGUAGCGGGCAACUUACUUCAGCAGAAGCAGCAUUCUAGUGUAGACACUGACAUAAUUAGGUUGACGUAAGCCACCUUGUGUCAACCUAACUCUGUAGUGUAAACUAGGCCUUUAUCCUAUUUCUCCUUGGUGAUUUUACUCAUCUGAUACUUGUACAAAGUUUCUUCUAUUUCAGACAGCCAGCUUGUUAUUGUAUAGAUAUAGUUAUACAUUAGCAACAAAAAGCCAUUCUUUACAAAGAAUAUAGAAAACCAUUACAAAUAUUGCUACAGGAAAUCAGAAUCAUAAACUGUGGCUGGAUUUCAAAAUGUCCUGGAUUAUUUCAUGCUCAUAAUAACCUUUGCAAUUUUACAAGUCGAAAUAAGGAUAAUAACUAGA